Molecule: messenger RNA, 1605 nt
Organism: Lasiodiplodia theobromae
Lineage: Eukaryota; Fungi; Ascomycota; Dothideomycetes; Botryosphaeriales; Botryosphaeriaceae
Product: Fatty-acid amide hydrolase protein
Exons: 4
Coding region: 1-1605 (534 amino acids)
Source: RefSeq, a predicted model, not a curated record
AUGUCAGCCUGGGAGGACAUCGCCGCCAAAAAGCGCCAGGAGCUAUCCGACUCCAUCCCGCAAGAAUGGCGCAUUCCCGCAGACAAGCUGCCGCCGGAUACCCAGCUUGACGUAACCAGCUUCCCGGAACAGUCUGGCUGGUUUACCUCUGAGGAGCUCGAAAUUACCAACACUCCUGCUGCGCAAUUGCUCGAGAAGCUCAAGACUCGCCAAUGGACCUCUGAAAAAGUCACCCGCGCUUUUUGCAAGAGGGCCGCAGCUGCCCAUCAGCUGACGAACUGUCUCUCCGAAACCCUCUUCGACCUCGCCAUCUCCACCGCCCGUUCCCGAGACGAGCAUCUCGAGAAGACCGGUCAGCUCGUCGGUCCCUUCCACGGCCUCCCCAUAUCCAUCAAGGACAACUUCCACGUCGUCGGCAAGGAUGCCACCCUCGGCUUCGCGUCGCUGGUCGGCAAGCCCGCCGCCUACAACAGCACCCUCGUCGACAUGCUGCUCGCCGCUGGCGCCGUGCUGUACGUCAAGACGAACGUGCCGACCGCCAUGAUGAUCGCCGAGUCGGUCAACAACGUCUUCGGCCGCACCACGAACCCGCGCAACCGCGCCCUGACCCCGGGCGGCAGCAGCGGAGGCGAGAGCGCCCUGAUCGUCCUCGGCGGCAGUCCGCUGGGCGUCGGCAGCGACAUUGGCGGCUCUCUGCGCAUCCCCGCUGCCUGCACCGGCAUCUGGACGCUGAGGCCUAGCUUGGGCAGGUUCCCGACCCUGAAAACCCAGUCUGGCCUGGCCGGCCAGGAAGCAGUGGCUAGCGUCAAUGGCCCGCUUGCGCCGUCGUUGGAGAGUGUGUUGCUGUACUCGAAGACGGUCGUGGGCCUCCAGCCGUGGUUGCAAGACCCGAAGUGUGUGCCCAUUCCAUGGCGUGAGGUUGAGGUUCCGAAGAAACUGAAGUUGGCUGUCUUGUGGCAUGACGAUGUUGUCAUGCCGACGCCACCUGUGAAGAGGGCGUUGAAAGAGACUGUAGAAAAACUCAAGAAGGCGGGGCAUGAAAUAAUCGAGUGGGAAAGUCAGGGAAUGCACGCACAAGCGGGAAGCUUGAUUCAACGCAUGUUCCUCGCAGACGGUGGAAAAUCCGUCCGCAAGCUCCUAGGUUCGACCAACGAACCUUUCCGCCCUGAAAUGGCUGCAUACGAGACAGCGACGGAAACUGGUGUCUACGACAUGUGGCAGAUCCAUCUUGAGCGGACGGACCUGCAGAAGCGCUAUCUCGACCGUUGGAACGCUGCGGACCUUGACGGUAUCAUCUGCCCAACAGCGCCGUAUGCCACGGUCGAGCACAGCAAGUUCAAGUACGUGGGAUAUACGUGCGUGUACAACUGCAUGGACUAUGCUGCUGUGUCGUUUCCGACCGGCAUGGCCGUCGACAAGGCGGUGGAUGGGCUGUCGCCAGAGGAGAAGUCCCGCGAACCUUUUAGCGAAUUCGAUAAGGUCACUAGAGAGGAUUAUGAUGCAGAAGCGGUGCAUGGCCAGCCAAUCAGCCUACAGAUCGUGGCGAGAAGGUUAGAAGAAGAGAAAGUGCUCGGUAUGGCCGGCAGAAUAUUGGAAGCUCUGUAA